Saccoglossus kowalevskii is the source of this 1440-nucleotide messenger RNA. Its product is annotated as neuronal acetylcholine receptor subunit alpha-10-like. Gene Ontology annotation, molecular function: transmembrane signaling receptor activity; acetylcholine-gated monoatomic cation-selective channel activity. Gene Ontology annotation, biological process: monoatomic ion transmembrane transport. Lineage: Eukaryota; Metazoa; Hemichordata; Enteropneusta; Harrimaniidae. The record is from RefSeq and is a predicted model, not a curated record. Gene Ontology annotation, cellular component: postsynaptic membrane.
AUGGCUACAAGUGAAGUGUAUUUGUCAGACGAGGGAGCGGCACUGGUGCGUGAUCUGCUUGACAAGUACCCCAAAUAUAUUCGUCCAGUUAAGAAAGAGAGCACACCAGUCGUAGUUACGCACCGGCUUACACCCAUUCAGAUGAUUGACAUGGAUGAAAAGAACCAAAUUAUCAUGAUAAAGUGUUGGCUAAGUCAGAGAUGGACUGAUGAGUACUUAUCAUGGGAUGCAAGUCUGUAUAAUGAUAUAACUCAGAUACAAGUACCUAUUGUUGAAAUUUGGCAACCGGAUAUUACGUUGUUUGGAAGUGUAAGUGACGAGUUUCAACGACAUUACGACACGGACGCAAUUAUUGACUCUGACGGCACUGUCACGUCUUUACAGCCUUUCGUAAUCCGUUGUACAUGCGGCAUUGAUGCCACCUACUUCCCUUUUGACGAGCAAGAAUGCAAGCUUAAGUUUGCCUCCUGGAGUUACGACAUUAAGUUUCUCGACAUGCUCGCGGACAAUAAAAGUGACACCGACAGAUUUGUGCCAAACGGGGAAUGGGAAUUGGUUGGAAUGCCAAUAAUACGAUCAGAGGAAAAAUACGUUUGUUGUGACGAUCCGUUCCCAGACAUCACGUACAUCAUUCAUCUGAAGAGGAGAUCCUUGUUCUACAUCUUCAACAUCAUUUUCCCGUCAUUCCUUGCGUGCGUCUUAGUCGCCGUUGGAUUUUACCUGCCUUCAGAUUCCGGCGAACGGAUUACGUUGUGCGUGACCAGCAUCCUCUCUCAGUUUGUGUUUCUGACAGUUGUCGGCGAAUUCAUGCCACCUAACUCGGAAUACAUCCCGCAUUUACAACGAUAUUUCUUCGUCUCGAUUGGACUUGUUGUGGUGUCUGCGGUUGUCACUGCCUCUUCGUUAAGUAUGCACUUCAAAGGACCAGGAUGUGAGGAAGCCCCACGCUGGCUCAAACAAUUCGCAUUCCGAUUCUUAGCUCGAAUCACGUGUACCGAAGUACGCUUGAAGGGUAGGUUUACGAGUAGUUAUUUGAGAAGCACUCGCAGCGCUCGAAGGAACUCCAUAACCAGGAACUCUAUGGCUACUUAUAGUGGAGGAGAGGAUAUACCAUUAGAGCAGCAAAACAAUAUUUGUAUGGACCAAGAGAAAAGUGGACCGGAGACCCCGAUCGAUUGUGAAACUCGUUUGAUGUCUAAGCCUACUGUAAUGAACAAUCGUGGUAAUGUCCAUUACAGGGUAGAACGUCAUGUCGAUAACUUAGACAUAGAAGUAUACGAGAAGCGACUACGUGAAUGGCGUGAAGUUGCAAGAAUCAUGGAUAGGUCCUUCUUUAUUUUCUAUAUUGCAUUACUAGUGUUGUUAGUCACCGGCUUCUUGUCAUCCAUUGCAAUUAGUGCCAGUAAUAAACACAGGCUUGCGGCACAAGAAAGUCACUAA